AUGCUUCCCAGACAAAGGGUUAAAUGGCUAUCAACUAUCAAACGUGAAAUCGUCCGCAUGCUCGUGUUUGCACCAUACCAUUUGAAAAAGUUUCCGACAGCGAAACUACCCCCAAAGGAAGAAGAGCAGGAAAAUAUCAAACUAGGGGCAGAAAUACCAGGUGUAUUGGAGAAAUUCACUCGUGAGGACUGGGAGACUAAAACAGGACAGAUUAAGCGAGACGUCUACAUGAUUGUCACAAAGAAUGUACGAAACGAAGCCCGUGAAUACUUCAAAUGCUCUUCUUUGGAAGGAGCUGAGUUGGAAGAUCAAGGAGGUCCCAACUCAAUAGGUUCACAAUGGGAAACACGCAUUUUAGAGGUAUCUUCUGUUUCUUCGACUGAAGAAGGGCAGCAGUCCUUGUUGAAAGAUCCUAUGAGUUUCCUAGGUUGGAGUCCUGGGACAGAGGAAGGGGGAGGGGAAGGUCCCGUUAAAGUGAAAUUUGCGAUGAGAGCAAUCGCUAAUUCAAUUACGGCGCUAUACGAAAUCCCACCUUUGCGAGAGUUUCAUCAGGCAACAGUGGAACUCUUACAGGCUUUUCUCAAUAGUUCGCUCACGGGAGGAGAUAGAGCAGUCACAAGUGGCGCAGUAUUGCACACGCAUAGUCAGAGGAUCUAA
Messenger RNA from Haemonchus placei, 657 nucleotides. The record is from the annotation of a GenBank genome assembly. Lineage: Eukaryota; Metazoa; Nematoda; Chromadorea; Rhabditida; Trichostrongylidae.